AUGAAUACGAGCUUCGAAUCCACUCAGACCUCGUCUUACAGAAGGAGAUUUGGAACUGCCGGCACAGCUCCUGGGAGCAGAUACAGCUUCACCAAGAGGUCUGUUUUGCCAGUCUCCUCCAGAAGCUCUGUAGUUCAAAUGAAACACGUUAACUACCCAACUAAAGUGAUGUACCAGGAGAGGCUCAACUUCACCCUGUCAAAUGCCCUCAAUGCAGAGUUCAAGGAGACUCGAACUAAUGAGAAGUUUGAGAUGAUGGAGCUCAACGAUCGCUUUGCCAGUUACAUUGAGAAGGUGCGCUUCCUGGAGAACCAGAAUAAAGUCCUGGCCACUGAGCUUAACCAGAUCAAGGGGAAGGAGCCCAGCCGGCUGGGGGAUAUGUACUUGGACGAGAUCCGGGAACUGCGGCAGCAGAUGGACCAGCUGAACAGUUCCAAGGCUCGCCUGGAAAUCGAGAGGGACAACAUGCUGGAGGACCACACCAACCUGAAACAAAGGUUACAGGAUGAGAUCAAUCUGCAUACAGAAAUUGAGAGCAACUUGGCCACGUACAAACAGGACCUUGAUGAUGCUGCUUUGGUUCGGGUUGAUCUGGAGCGGAAGAUCAAUUCCUUGCAGGACGAGAUUGACUUCCUGAGGAAAGUCCAUGAUGAGGAAAUUCGGGAACUGCACGUGCAGCUGCAGUUGCAGCAGGUCCAUGUUGAGGUAGAUGUCUCCAAGCCUGACCUCACAGCUGCCCUGAAGGACAUCCGCACUCAAUACGAAUCUGUGGCCAGCAAGAACCUGCAGGAGGCUGAGGAGUGGUACAAGGCCAAGUUCUGCGAUCUGACCGACGCUGCCUCGCGCCAGUCUGAAGUUCUGCGUCAGGCCAAGCAGGAGGUGAAUGACUCUCGCAGGCAGAUCCAGUCCCUGACAUGUGACCUGGAAGGUCUGAAGGGCACGAACGAGUCAUUGGAACGCCAGUUGCGUGAGAUGGAGGAACGCUUCCGUUUUGAGACCAGUAGUUACCAGGACACCAUCAGCCACAUGGAGACCGACAUCCAGAACCUGAAGGAGGAGAUGGCACGUCACCUACAGGCAUAUCAGGACCUGCUCAAUGUCAAACUGGCGCUGGACAUUGAAAUUGCCACCUACAGAAAGCUGCUGGAAGGCGAGGAGAACCGAAUUUCGAUGCCUGUUCAGAGUUUCUCCACUCUCCACAUACGAGAGACGAGUCUGGAAUCUAAAGGUUCCACUGACAUUCAAGCAAGAAGGAAUAUUGUGAUAAAAACUGUGGAGACCCAUGAUGGACAGAUAAUUAAUGAAUCCAGUGCAGAACACAAGGAAGUGGUGUAACUAAAUGUUCCAGCCCAGUGGAACAAGGGAUAAGCGUGGAAACCCC
Molecule: messenger RNA, 1381 nt
Organism: Hypanus sabinus (Atlantic stingray)
Lineage: Eukaryota; Metazoa; Chordata; Chondrichthyes; Myliobatiformes; Dasyatidae
Gene: gfap
Product: glial fibrillary acidic protein
Exons: 10
Coding region: 1-1335 (444 amino acids)
Biological process (GO): intermediate filament organization; regulation of chaperone-mediated autophagy
Cellular component (GO): intermediate filament; cytoplasm; cell projection
Molecular function (GO): structural constituent of cytoskeleton
Source: RefSeq, a predicted model, not a curated record